CGCACGGCACGCCUUCCUAACAUAUUGACAUCGAAAUUUGGCGCGAUGCCAAUGUCGUGUGUCGCGUACGGCUGCAGUUCACGUGACAGUCCCAGCAGGACAGUGCGGUUUUUCCGAUUUCCGUCGGUAAAACGAGAUCGACAGCGCCGUGAAGCCUGGAUUAGGGCUGUGAAGCGGCAAGAUGCGCAAGGGCGUCCAUGGCAGCCGUCAGCAGCAUCUCGACUCUGCGGGAAGCACUUUGUGACAGGGGCACCUUCACUGUCACCCAGACAUCCGGACUUCAUACCGACGCUGUUCGUGUAUACAGACCAGUUCAGAAAGAAGGACGCGGUCGACCGCCAUGUUCGUACCGCGGCGCGUUCCAAGAGGAAAACAGGCGCUCCACCAACAGCAGGUACAGAGGUUUCAGGUCAAGGAGGAACUUGUAAAGGUCUCAGUGAUGGGGAACCAGACACGUCCUGUGUUCAGGGUGCAGACUCUUCAUUCGACGAGGAAGGAGCAGCUGAUGCACUCUUGCUGCUUGCAACAUCCCCAAUGCUCACUGAGCCACAGGAGGUCCUAGAGCCAACGCCCUUAAGCAGAGAGGAGAACACUGACCACCUAUUAACUGAAAAUGUGGCAUUACAACGGAAAGUCAGGGAUCUAGAACUGCAAUGCAGAAAGCUAAAACGCUGCACGUUUUCUGUGGAUACUAUUCACAAAUCGUCUUUUAAGUUUUAUACAGGACUGCAAAGUAAGGAACAGUUUGAAGCACUCUUUAAGCACAUUGAAAAAAAUGCAGAACGCAUGGUUUAUUGGGAUGGAGGAAAAACACAAGCAAAGGAAAGACAGCUCUCCAAGCGCGAAGAACUUUUCAUGGUGCUGUAUAGGCUCAGGACUGGUGUUUGUGCCAAGGAAGUGGCUCGAAUCUUUGGAAUUUCUCAGUCAUGCCUUAGUCGCAUCUUUUGUACAUGGGUAAUUUUUCUCGAUAAAGAGCUCUCAGCAUUGACAAGGUUUCCCACAUUAGCAGAGAUCAAAAGGCACAUGCCAAUGGCAUUCAGUGACUUCUCAAACACUAGAGUCAUCCGUUUCAUUUGUUUUGCACGCAUUGCCUCACCGCUCACCUGCCUAACCAGAGAAGAUGUCACGUUUGUGUGGGGCGAGGACCAGGAGGCGGCAUUUAACGAGUUGCGGCCCCGCCUGCAAACUCCGCCUGUUCUUGCCCACUUUGACGUGGAUGCCAGCAACGCGGGUCUAGGCGCCGUCCUUGUUCAGCG
Dermacentor albipictus is the source of this 1256-nucleotide messenger RNA. The record is from RefSeq and is a predicted model, not a curated record. Lineage: Eukaryota; Metazoa; Arthropoda; Arachnida; Ixodida; Ixodidae.